Coregonus sp. 'balchen' is the source of this 7937-nucleotide messenger RNA. Lineage: Eukaryota; Metazoa; Chordata; Actinopteri; Salmoniformes; Salmonidae. The record is from the annotation of a GenBank genome assembly.
AAACGCAUGAUGACUGCAUCAUCGCUGUUGUCUGCCCUCGUGGUGGCGACCUGUGCUGCUCUUCUGCCAUUCUCUGCUGCUCAAGGUAAGAACCCAUUGUCUGGUACAGGGGACACAUUAUAUGCUGAAUAUGUGACACUGUUAAUGUCAACAGUUCUGUAAGUUGCUUUGGACAGUUUUUAUAGUAGCAUUAAAUGUACAGUACUUGUUGUUUUUGAGCUAAUCUCUCCCUAUUCCUGUGGUUCCAACCUGCAGCCAGUUGCAGUGCUAGAUGUGGUGAGCCGUUUGCUCGUGGCCAGCCCUGCCUGUGUGACGCCAGCUGCCUCGCUCAUGACGAGUGCUGCAAGGACUUCGAGGCUCUCUGCACUUCCGGUAAGACUGAUGCUAUUACCAUGUCAUUACUAUGUCAUUAUUUCAAAGUCAUUAGGAUGGUUAUUCAUCAAACAGUCUGUAUAUAUGCAUGAAUGUAAACAUGUGUUGAUGUACCUGAAACUCACACUAUGUGACAGGCCAAGUCAUCCAUCAAUGGUGUAGUAGACAGGACCAAAGUCUGUGUGUUGGUGAAUUUCAGGGUCUAUUUCUUCUCAUGCUGGCGAUUCGUGCAGUGGUAGGUGUGGUGAAUCGUUCAGACGAGGCAGGCUUUGUGAGUGUGACCCGGGCUGUGUCCACUACGACACCUGCUGCCGCGACUACCAGAACCACUGCGGUACGACCAACAGCUAUUUUUAUGAAGACUCAUUACAACACUUCGUCAUGAUAUCUGAUAGUUAGUUCAACUUAACCAAGACAAUACAACCAGUAAUCAGUAAUCCAUUAAACCCAUCUGUCCCACAUAGAACAUGUCUAAAGAACAAUGCCUAUGUAGUUAAUGAUUUAUAGUGAGUUUAAUAGAGUGAUGGGUCGGACCAUUUACUAAUCAUAUACUAAUCGUUUUUGAAAAUAUGUGCACUAAUAUCACCAUAUCAAACUUUCUUCCGUUUUAGAUGCCACUACAAUUCCAACACCAACCCAGAGGAUCAAGCAGGAUGCCAAGAAAAAGCCAACAGGUUCAGUUACUGUCUUUGUAGCAAAGUAACUGCAUUGAUCAACAGAGCUUGUCUACCCUGAUCAUAGGCCAAACUGUCUCAAUGCUAGGUUAGAGUGUCAUUUUAAACAGUAUAAACUUUAUCUCAUUCAAAUGAAUUCUGUUUAGCGCCGGCCAAGAACAAAUCCUCCAGCAAGACAGAACUGACGAGUCCCACAUUUCCCAAGAAACCUUCAAACAGCAAGAGUGAGGAAGGCAGCCAAGGUACGUGUGUACCUGCCUGGUUGUGUGUUAUAGGUGGGGCCCUGAGUUUUUCCUAAAAACUCAAGGCCUCAGUUAUGUCUUUCCAAGGGCUGUGGGAUAACACCCACGUUUGUAACGCCAGGGUUGUGGGUUCGAUUCCCACGGGGGGCAAGUAUGAAAAAAUAAACAAUAAUAAUAAUAAUAAUAAUAAUAAUGUAUGCACUCACUAACUGUAAGUCACUCUGGAUAAGAGCGUCUGCUAAAUUACUAAAAUGUAAAUGUAAAUAUAAAGGUUUCAGAAUCCUACAAUAGGCUGAGGGAUAAUAGGCAGUGGCUAUCAACUAAUUCAAACCAAAGCAAUGCUUGUUGACUGGAAGAGCAGCUAGCCUUCAUCUGGUUAUGUGUUGAUCAGUGACCGACUGACUGCAUGUGAUAAUCCAACCCAUAAUAGGCCUCUAUAAGCUAUCGAUGUAUGGAGGUCAGAUGAGAUGAAAGCAAUAACUGUACUGUAACAUGCAACAGUUUCCAGGGGCUGAGACGGUCUGUCUGCCCUCUGGGUCUCAGAACACAAAAGUUGAUCAUUUCUGGUAUUUCUGUUGUGCUUUCAGACCAGAGCAAGCCCACAUACCCCUCUCCGUCCGACCUCUUCCCUGAGACUCAGUACUAUGGUAAGUUUAGCGUAUUGGGGGUGCUCUUGUCCAUCAUUGACACUAUCAGAACACCGCAGCUGAGAAAUGUAGAGAUUGAGGACUUUGUCAACAUACAAGGAGCUUAUGCUGGGCAACAAUUGAUUAAGAAUUACAACUACAUGCUAGAAUCAGUCAGUCAUUUUCAUGCUUUAGAGUUUUUUUAUGGUAGCCUACCCUGUGGAUUCCUGUAACCUGUAUGUGUGUUUCUCACAGACACCAACAGCCCUUACCCUGGAUCCAGCAGCUCUAAGAGCCAGAGUGACAUAUCUCCUUUCUCUGAGGACCCAGCUUCCCCUUUGAAACCUGGCUUUUACCUUCUGACUGACAGCUUCAAUGGCCCCUCCUCCACAGCCCCAGACACUGUCAUGGAUGGUGAGAGUUAGACAGUUGUGAAACAUACCGUAUGGUCAAGUGUUUGAUGAAAGUAUUGUCUGAGAAAGUGACAGAACGGCUAGUUAUUGUUUAUGUUUUGAGGUAGUCAAGAGCGACAAGGGCAAAGCACUUUAUGCAUCUCAGUAGGCUCAGGAGGAGUCCCAUGUUUUCUCUGAGUGCUGAUGCAUUGUGUAGUCUAUUGUAUACCUGCUUGUGUUUGUUUGUUUGUAUGUACUAACGUCCACCAUCUUGCCCCCUUAUCUCCUGUGAAGCCUUGAGUGAUGCAGCCACCAGUCUCUUGGAGGACAUCUCCCCCAUUCUCCCUACACCCAUGGCUGCCACUCCCUUUGCCCUGCCUUCCCUCAUCGGUCAGCUCCCUGGAGCUGCUAAGUUCCCAUCCUCUGGCUCGCCCUGGCCCAGCCAGGGUGGCCCCAUGGCGAGUAAUGCUGGCCCCGGGGACCCGUCGUCUGGAGCUCCCCUGCUCCCCACUUUGGCAGAUAUCACCAAGGCCUUGGGGCUCAACAACCCCAUCACUUUGGCAGACAUAGCCAAGGCCUUGGGGGUCAACACUCCCAACGACCCCAUCACUUUGGCAAACAUAGCUAAGGCCUUGGGGUUCAACAACUCCAACGACCCAAACCCCCCCCAAAACCACAACAACCCCAGCUCUCUGGCAGACAUAGCCAAGGUCAUGGGGCUUAACUCCCCCAAUGACCCCAUCACUUUGGCAAACAUAGCCAAGGCAUUGGGGUUCAAGAACCCCAACUAUCCUAACCCCCCCCCCAAACCCCAACUCUCUGGCAGACAUAGCCAAGGCCUUAGGGCUAAAUAGUCCCGAUGACCCCAUCACCUUGGUAAACAUAGCCAAAGCCUUGGGGUUCAAGAACCCCAACUAUCCUAAACUCCCCCAAAACCCCAACAACCCCAGCUCUCUGGCAGACAUAGCCAAGGCCUUAGGGCUCAACAGCCCCAACUACCCAAUCACUUUGGCAAACAUAGCCAAGGCCUUGGGGCUGAACGACCCCAACAUUCCUAAAACCCCCCAAUACUCCAACGAACCCAUCACUUUGGCAGACAUUGCCAAGGCCUUAGGGCUCAAAACCCCCAACAGCCCCAUCACUCUGGAAGACAUAGCAAAGGCCUUAGGGCUAAAAAAAAACAAAGACCCCAUCACUUUGGCAAACAUAGCCAAGGUCUUGGGGCUCAAUGACCCCAGCACUCUGGCAGACAUAGCUAAGGCCUUAGGCUUCAAAUACCCCAAUGACCCUAAACCCCCCCAAAGCCCCAACUCUCUGGCAGACAUAGCCAAGGCCUUAGGGCUCAACAGCCCCAAUGACCCAAUCACUUUGGCAAACAUAGCCAAGACCUUGGGCCUGAACAACCCCAACAAACCCAUCAACCUGGCAGACAUAGCCAAGGCCAUGGGGUUGAAUGAUCCCAGCACUUUGGCAGACUUAGCCGAGGCCUUGGGGGUCAAGAACCCCAACAAACCCAUAACUCUGGCAGACAUAGCCAAGGCUUUGGGAUUAAACAACCCUAAACCCCCUCAAAACCCCAACACUCUGGCAGACAUAGCCAAGGCCUUGGGGCUCAACGACCCCAACAAACCCAUCACUCUGGCAGACAUAGCCAAGGCUUUGGGGCUCAAUGACCCCAGCACUCUGGCAGGCAUAGUCAAGGCUUUGGGGGUCAAAAACCCCAAUGACCCUAAGAAACCCCAAAACCUCAACAGCCCCAACAUUCUGGCAGAUAUAGCUAAGGCCUUGGGGCUCAAUGACCCCAACAAACCCAUCACUCUGGCAGACAUAGCCAAGGCCUUGGAGGUCAACAACCCAAAAAAACACAACAAAGGUCUACCAGGUAGGGAUCUCAGAUUAGAUACUAUGUAAUGUAUCUCCGUCAUUCACAUUUGGGAUGUCUGCUCUGUUGUGAUGUAUAGUACAGCGUCAAUUGAUUAAAAUAAAUAUGCAAUCAGUGUCAAGUAGAUAUUUAGCUAUUAUACAGUAAGCUAUAUGUAUUAUUUAAUACAAUAAAUGACAACACCUAAAUAUUGGCUUCUACCUACACGGCUGUAUCCUCUUUCCUCUAGAUGCCAACAGUAACCCAGACCUCUGCAGUGACCUGCCCAUCAACGGACUGACCACUCUGGCCAACGGAACCAUUCUCAUUUUCAAGGGUGUGUAGAGCAUAGUGAUCUAGCUCAUGCCCAGCACUGUCCUACACAGCGCUCUCCCAUCUCACUUAUUACUUAGUGAUUAAAUAUUUAUGAAGGUCAUGUAGCUUUUCCAAAGCAGCAUAAAAAAAAUAUAUAUAUAUACUUGAUACAUUAUCUCCUAAUGAUUGUUGUUCUGUUUCCCCCAACCAGGUCAUUUCUUCUGGACGAUGGACCCCAGCACCAAGGCCCUUGGCCCAGCCCGCAACAUCACAGAGGAGUUGGGCAUUCCGUCCCCUAUCGACAGUGCCUUCACCCGCACCAACUGCCAGGGCAAGAGCUACAUCAUCAAGGUACUGUAGAACUCCAGAGGAAAAACCUAGAACCUGAGAGAAGUUCAGAGGGUUGGGGCAGUAGAGAUGCCUUGGUGGAACCUAAUGGCAACACUUAAUGUCCCCAUCUCUUUUCCAUGUCAGGGUGAUGGCUACUGGAGGAUGGACAACGGCAAGAUGGAGCCUGGUUACCCCAAAUCUGUUGCCUCUGGUUUUGAUGGUCUGACUGGCACCAUCACUGCAGCCCUGUCUGUGCCUGCUACCAGGAGAAGGCCUGAGUCUGUCUACUUCUUCAAGAAAGGUUAGGGAGAGCUUUGAGGUUUACCACUACCUAACCUACUCCCAUUGCGUUACAUGAUGAGUCACACCAAUGUGCUUGCUUUACUCAAUCCUAAUUGACAAUUUAUUUCUCUCACAGGAGGCACCAUGCAGAAAUACUCCUACCCUGCUGGAAGCAGCCCUGUCUGUGGCAAGAAAUCCAAGUCCAGUGCAAAGAAACGCCACGCUCGGCAAGCAGAGGUGCGUUUGGGAGGAGAGAUCAACAUCAAGCUGUCUCUGAAAGGCUUCCCCUCCUCAGUGACCUCAGCUGUGUCUGUCCCCAGCCCCAAGAAGGCUGACGGAUACGAAUAUUUCCUCUUCGCUGGACGUAAGUCUUGGUCAAUGUAUUGUAAAUCAAAUCAAAUGUUAUUUGCCACAUGCUCCGAAUACAACAGGUGUAGACCUUACAGUGAAAUGCUUACUUUUCUAGCCCUUAACCAAUAAUGCAGUUUUAUGAAAAUAAGAAAGAGUGUUAAGUAAAAAAUAGGUAAGUAAAAAAUUUAAAUAGCAAAUAAUUAAAGAGCAGCAGUAAAAUAAAAUAACAGUAGGGAGGCUAUAUACAGGGGGUACCGGUACAGAGUCAAUGUGCGGGGGCACCGGUUAGUCGAGGUAAUUUAGGUAAUAUUUACAUGUGGGUAGAGUUAAAGUGACAAUGCAUAGAUAAUAAACAGAGUAGCAGCAGCGUAAAAGAAGGGGUGGAUAGUCCGGGUAGCCAUGAUUAGCUGUUCAGGAGUCUUAUGACUCGGAGGUAGAAGCUGUUAAGAAGCAUUUUGGACCUAGACUUGGCGCUCCAGUACCGCUUUCCGUGCGGUAACAGAGAGAACAGUCUAUGACUAGGGUGGCUGGAGUCUGACCAUUUUUAGGGCCUUCCUCUGACACCGCCUGGUAUAGAGGUCCUGGAUGGCAGGAAGCUUGGCCCCAGUGAUGUACUGGGCCGUACGCACUACCCUCUAUAGUGCCUUGAGGUCGGAGGCCGAGCAGUUGCCAUACCAAGCGGUGAUGCAACCAGUCAGGAUGCUCUCGAUGGUGCAGAUGUAGAACUUUGAGGAUCUGAGGACCCAUGCCAAAUCUUUUCAGUCUCCUGAGGGGGAAUAGGCUUUGUCGUGCCCUCUUCACGACUGUCUUGGUGUGUUUGGACCAUGAUAAUUUGUUGGUGAUGUGGACACCAAGGAACUUGAAGCUCUCAACCUGUUCCACUACAGCCCCGUCGAUGAGAAUGGGGGCAUGCUCGGUCCUUCUUUUCCUGUAGUCCACAAUCAUCUCCUUUGUCUUGAUCACGUUGAGGGAGAGGUUGUUACCCUGGCACCACACGGCCAGGUCUCUGACCUCCUCCCUAUAGGCUGUCUCAUCGUGGCAGAUGUGUUGUUACCUACCCUUACCACCUGGGGGCGACCCAUCAGGAAGUCCAGGAUCCAGUUGCAGAGGGAGGUGUUUAGUCCCAGGGUCUUUAGCUUAGUGAUGAGCUUUGAGGGCACUAUGGUGUUGAACGCUGAGCUGUAGUCAAUGAAUAGCAUUCUCACGUAGGUGUUCCUCUUGUCCAGGUGGGAAAGGGCAGUAUGGAGUGCAAUAGAGAUUGCAUCAUCUGUGGAUCUGUUGGGGCAGUACGCAAAUUGGAGUGGGUCUAGGGUUUCAGGGAUAAUGGUGUUGAUGUGAGCCAUGACCAGCCUUUCAAAGCACUUCAUGGCUGCAGACGUGAGUGCUACCGGUCGGUAGUCAUUUAGGCAGGUUAUCUUAGUGUCCUUGAGCACAGGGACUAUGGUGGUCUGCUUGAAACAUGUUGGUAUUACAGACUCAGUCAGGGACAUGUAGAAAAUGGACAUUAUGUACAGGCAGUAUCAUUAUGUAAUGUACAUCUGAUAUCUCGGUUAUAUCAUGGAAAUAGGGUUAUUACAGUUCAAAAGACAGCGCCUUAAUGUAUAUAAUAUAUAAUAUAAUAUGCCAUUUAGCAGACGCUUUUAUCCAAAGCGACUUACAGUCAUGCGUGCAUACAUUUUUGUGUAUGGGUGGUCCCGGGGAUCGAACCCACUACCUUGGCGUUACAAGCGCCAUGCUCUACCAGCUGAGCUACAGAGGACCACAAUGUACUGUAUACAUAUACACAUUUAAGAAAUGUAUUAUAUUCUUACGCUGAUGCUGCGUUUGACAGUGUAUAAAACAUUAAAAACACCUGCUCUUUCCAUUACAAACUGACCAGGUGAAAGCUAUGAACCCUUAUUGAUGUCACUUGUUAAAUCCACUUCAGACAGUGUUUAUGAAGGGGAGGAGACAAGUUAAAGAAAAAUAUGUAAGCCUUGAGACAUUGAUUGUAUGUGUGCCAUUCAGACGGUGAAUGGGCAAGACAAAGGAUUGAAGUGCCUUUGAACCACAUGCAGCCAGUGGCACCUUAAUUGGGGAGAACACAUGGAAACCACCACUCCAUUCCAGCCAUUAUUAUUGACGGCGAGGAAAUAUAAUACAUUUUAAGUGUCACCCUUCGGACUUCAGUGAAGACCGAAUGCGGCCUGCGGGGAAAAUGAGUUUGACACCCCUGACUUGGAGAGAAACAGAAUAUGCUAUGUGUAAAUGACCUGUCACACGGGAUAAAACAAAUACUAAAAUGUCAAAAUGCUCAUCUAAAAGCAAAUGCAAAAAGGCCCUGUUAUUCUGUUGGAAAGGUAGUUAUUAAAUCAACAUACUAACAUGAACUCAAAUCCCUUUUAGCGCUCUACUUCAACAUCAAGAUAUCUGGUGACCUGCCUGCUCUGGCCAAACCAGACAACCCUGAUCCCAGCCAGAACUCCAUCAAGAACUGGCUCAAGUGUGCCUAG